CCCGACCCCCGCCGGCCGGCCCCCAGCCCCAGCCCCGGAGGGAGCUCAUGGGAGUAUGAAGGAGAUGGUAGGAGGCUGCUGCGUAUGUUCGGACGAGAGGGGCUGGGCCGAAAACCCGCUGGUCUACUGCGAUGGGCACGCGUGCAGCGUGGCCGUCCACCAAGCUUGCUAUGGCAUCGUCCAGGUGCCAACGGGACCCUGGUUCUGCAGGAAAUGUGAAUCUCAGGAGCGCGCAGCCAGGGUGAGGUGUGAGCUGUGCCCGCACAAAGAUGGGGCAUUGAAGAGGACUGACAAUGGAGGCUGGGCCCAUGUGGUGUGUGCCCUCUACAUCCCGGAGGUGCAGUUCGCCAACGUGCUCACGAUGGAGCCCAUCGUUCUGCAGUAUGUGCCUCAUGAUCGCUUCAACAAGACCUGUUACAUCUGUGAGGAACAGGGCCGGGAGAGCAAAGCCGCCUCGGGAGCCUGCAUGACCUGUAACCGUCACGGAUGCCGACAAGCUUUCCACGUCACCUGUGCCCAGAUGGCUGGCCUGCUGUGUGAAGAAGAAGUCCUGGAGGUGGACAACGUUAAGUACUGCGGCUACUGCAAAUACCACUUCAGCAAGAUGAAGACAUCCCGGCACUCCAGCGGGGGAGGAGGAGGCAGCGGCAGCGGCGGCAGCGGAGGAGGUGGCAGUGGUACCAGUGGUGGUGGAGGUGGCACAGGGGGAGGCAGCAGCAACAGCUUCCUUAGCGGCAGGAGAAGCCGGUCAGCCUCGCCAUCCACCCAGCCGGAGAAGCACCCUCCCCACCAUGAGAAGGGCCAGAAGAAGAGUCGAAAGGAUAAAGAACGCCUUAAACAGAAGCACAAGAAGCGGCCUGAGUCCCCCCCCAGCGCCCUCGCCCCGCCUGUGGUUCCCACUGCUGAUAAGGUCUCCUCAGCUACUUCUUCCUCCCACCAUGAGGCCAGCACUCAGGAGACCUCUGAGAGCAGCAGGGACUCAAAGGGGAGAAAGUCUUCCAGCCAUGGCCUGAGUCACAAGGACAGGAAACUGGGCCCUGGGAAAGGCUCAUCUCUGCAGAGCUCUCCCGACUUUGCAGCGUUCCCCAAGCUGGAGCAGCCGGAGGAGGACAAGUACCCCAAGCCUGCGGCCCCCACCCCACCGGCCCCUCCCUCGCCCACGGCCCCUGAGCCUCCAAAGGCUGACCUCUUUGAACAGAAAGUCGUCUUCUCUGGCUUUGGGCCCAUCAUGCGCUUCACCACUACCACCUCCAGCUCCAGCCGGGCCCGAGCCCCCUCACCUGGAGACUAUAAGUCCCCCCAUGUUACUGGGGCCGGGGCCUCAGCAGGCACCCAUAAACGGAUGCCUGCUCUGAGUGCCACCCUUGGACCUGCUGAGGAGGCCCCCGAGACGACCCUGAAGGAGAAGAAACACAAAGCCAGCAAGAGGAGCCGACAUGGGCCAGGCCGACCCAAGGGCAAUCGAGGCAAGGAGGGCGCUCCGGGCCCGACUGCCUCCCUCCCUGCGGCUCAGCUCGCCGGCUUUACUGCCACUGCGGCCUCGCCCUUCUCUGGGGGUUCCCUGGUCAGCUCUGGCCUUGGGGGUCUGGCCUCCCGUACCUUUGGGCCUUCAGGAAGCUUGCCCAGCUUGAGCCUAGAGUCAUCUCUGCUGGGGGCAGGCAUCUAUACCAGUAAUAAGGACCCCAUCUCUCAUGGGGGAGGGGUGCUGCGGGCUGUCUGCAGCACCCCUCUCUCUUCCAGCCUGCUGGGGCCCACAGGAACCUCAGCCUUGCCACGCCUCAGCCGGUCCCCGUUCACCAGCACCCUCGCAUCCUCUUCUGCUUCCAUUGCCACCACUCAGGUGUUUUCUCUGGCUGGCUCAACCUUCAGCCUCCCUUCAUCCCACAUCUUUGGAACCCCCAUGGGCACUGUUAACCCCCUCCUCACCCAAGCGGAGAGCAGCCACACAGAGCCAGAUCUGGAAGACUGCAGCUUCCGGUGUCAUGGGACCUCCCCCCAGGAGAGCCUCUCUUCCAUGUCUCCCAUCAGUAACCUCCCUGCGCUCUUCGACCAGACGACGUCAGCCCCCUGUGCGGGUGGCCAGUUAGACUCCACAGCCCCUGGGACAACCAACAUGGAGCAGCUGCUGGAGAAGCAGGGUGAUGGAGAGGCUGGUGUCAACAUUGUGGAGAUGCUGAAGGCCCUGCAUGCUCUGCAGAAGGAAAACCAGCGGCUGCAGGAGCAGAUCCUUAGCCUGACAGCUAAGAAGGAGCGACUACAGAUCCUCAAUGUGCAGCUCUCCGUUCCCUUCCCCGCCCUGCCUGCUGCCCUGCCGGCCACUAAUGGCCCUGUCCCGGGGCCCUAUGGACUGCUUCCUCAAGCCUGCAGCAGUGACUCCCUGAGCGUCAGCAAGAGCCCUCCCGGGAAGAACAGCCUUGGCCUGGACAACUCCCUGUCCACAUCUUCCGAGGACCCACACUCAGGCUGCCCGAGCCGCAGCAGCUCUUCGCUCUCCUUCCACAGCACGCCCCCACCGCUGCCCCUGCUCCAGCAGAGCCCCGCUACUCUGCCCUUGGCCCUGCCUGGGGCUCCUGCCCCACUCCCACCCCAGCCACAGAAUGGGCUGGGCCGGGCGCCUGGAGCAGCGGGGCUGGGAGCCAUGCCCAUGGCAGAGGGGCUGUUGGGUGGGCUGGCAGGCAGCGGGAGCCUGCCCCUCAAUGGGCUUCUGGGAGGGUUGAAUGGGGCUGCUGCUCCCAACCCCGCGGGCUUGAGCCAGGCUGGCGGGGCCCCCACGCUUCAACUGCCAGGUUGUCUCAACAGCCUGACAGAGCAGCAGAGACACCUCCUUCAGCAGCAAGAGCAGCAGCUGCAGCAGCUGCAGCAGCUCCUGGCCUCUCCACAGCUGACCCCAGAGCACCAGACUGUGCUCUACCAGAUGAUCCAGCAGAUUCAGCAGAAACGGGAGCUGCAGCGGCUGCAGAUGGCCGGGGGCUCUCAGUUGCCCAUGGCCAGUCUACUGGCUGGAAGCUCCACCCCUCUGCUGUCCGCGGGCACCCCUGGCCUGCUGCCCACAGCAUCAGCCCCACCCCUGCUGCCUGCUGGAGCCCUGGUGGCCCCUUCACUGGGCAGCAAUACGAGUCUCAUGGCUGCAGCGGCUGCGGCCGCGGCGGUGGCGGCGGCGGGCGGACCUCCAGUUCUCACUGCUCAGACCAACCCCUUUCUCAGCCUGCCUGGGGCAGACGCCAGUGGGAAUGGCCCCAAAGGAGGGACCGCUGACAAAGGAGCCUCAGCCAGCCAGGAAAAAGGCUAACUCCAUCCUGCCCCUGCUGAGCCUGCAUGGCUCGGGGUCCUCGUCUGGAGCGGGCAGCUGGGCCCAGACUCUGGAGAGCCGGGCCCAGGGCUUGUGCUGAUCUCCAGGAAGUGCAUGCCUGGCGUUCCAGGUGCACAUGGAGGAGAGAGACUGGAGGGAGCCCUUCACCUGGCCCACCCCUCACUGCACUGGUUGCUUCAGAGGGUCGGAAGGACAGGCUCCUAGCCUGCCUAGGAGACCUCAUCCUCCGCAGAUGCCUAGGGGCCCCCAAAGAGCAAAGUAGGUCUCGGCAUAAGAAAUGGAGGGUUGGUUGGACCUACCACAUAAACCAAUCAGCACUUGAAUGGGGAAGGUGAAGGAAGGGUGGACCCCAGACCUAUCCCUGUGUGGAGAUUUCUUCUGGAGAAAGGGCUGGUCCCACCUGACCUUCCGUUUCUUCCCAGCAGAAGGGAUCCAUCCCUUUGACUGUUUCUUAUCAUCCCUCCCCGCUGAGGGUCACAAGCUGAGCUUGGAAAAGCCUGCAGAUGUGGGGGGCUGAGGAAGGGCAGGAUAGCACCUCUUGGGGCCCCAUGAUGGGGCUGGCUGGGGGCCGCCCCUGCUGACCUGGGUGCCCUGCCCCUUUUUGCACUAUUGGCUUGAGGAGUGCCGAGGGUGGGGAGAGAGGGAGCUGCCUGACUCCACAGAUUGUGAGUGAGUGAGUGUGUGUGUGUGUGUGUG
Molecule: messenger RNA, 4006 nt
Organism: Mus pahari (shrew mouse)
Lineage: Eukaryota; Metazoa; Chordata; Mammalia; Rodentia; Muridae
Gene: Mllt6
Product: MLLT6, PHD finger containing
Exons: 20
Coding region: 56-3289 (1077 amino acids)
Biological process (GO): regulation of transcription by RNA polymerase II
Cellular component (GO): nucleus
Molecular function (GO): histone binding; nucleosome binding
Source: RefSeq, a predicted model, not a curated record